Molecule: messenger RNA, 607 nt
Organism: Eruca vesicaria subsp. sativa (arugula)
Lineage: Eukaryota; Viridiplantae; Streptophyta; Magnoliopsida; Brassicales; Brassicaceae
Source: the annotation of a GenBank genome assembly
CGCCGUUAGAAGAAGAGAAGAUGGGAGUUUUCACAUUCGUUUGCAAAAGCAAAGGCGGAGAAUGGACAGCUAAGCAGCACGAGGGAGACCUCGAAGCUUCCGCUUCUUCCACCUACGAUCUCCAGCGUAAGCUUGUUCAGGCUGCUCUCUCCGCUGAUUCCUCCGGUGGCGUUCAGUCUUCCUUCUCUCUCGUCUGCCCCAACUCCGCCGUCUGCCAGGUGAUUAUUGGUGGUGGUUCUGGAGGAGGAUUUGCUGCCGGUGGAGGUGCAGCUGCUGGAGGAGGCGGUGGAGGUGAGGCUGCCGCAGCCGCCAAGGAGGAAGAGAAGAAGAAGGAAGAGUCUGAAGAGGAGGAAGGUGACUUUGGAUUUGAUCUCUUUGGUUAAGUGAAGACAAAAGCAUCUAAUGUGAUAGUUUUGUUUGGUUUCUGCUUCUCGUUUCUAAACCUUUUUUAUUUUCUGAGACUAUAAAUUAUUAUCAGAAAUAUAUGUUUGGUUUCUGGUUUCAAACCAUAUUAUUGCAUUCUUAUUAGACAAGAAAUCAAGUACAAAUCAAAGGAUAUUUAUACAAGGGAGAAGAGAUGUCUUUGUAAAAAAAAAUAAAGAACGAC